AUGGCGGCGCCCUACAGUCGUAUUCUGGACCUUGCAAAGGUCCAAUGUCGAAUCUUUUCACUUAACUUUAAUCCACAAAGGUUACGGCUGGGAAAUAAGGUCCUUCGACAGCGACUUCGCGGCCCAACACUUGCAGAAUGGUAUCCGAAAAAGGCUGUUUCUUUCCGUGACUUACAAGACAGUUACAAGCCUCUCGGCUUAACCAUGUUCGAUGAAGCGGAGGAUGAUAGAGAGGAGGCUAUCCAAAUUGCGAAGCUUCGAGGAAAGGGUCGGCCAAAGAAAAAGAGAACAGCCGCUGAAUCGAGAUCCGCAAAGAAAAAGAAAUAG
Molecule: messenger RNA, 327 nt
Organism: Aspergillus nomiae NRRL 13137
Lineage: Eukaryota; Fungi; Ascomycota; Eurotiomycetes; Eurotiales; Aspergillaceae
Product: mitochondrial 37S ribosomal protein mS33
Exons: 4
Coding region: 1-327 (108 amino acids)
Cellular component (GO): mitochondrion
Source: RefSeq, a predicted model, not a curated record